AUGAUUCAGCUCUACUCGCUUGGAUCAAAUGGAUCAGGCAAGCUGGCUAUUGGACACACGCACGAUGUUUCUGUACCAAAAGAGACUCUAUUUCACGAUGGGAGUCUCGAAGAAUCACCUCUAAUUAUCUCAGGAGGGAAUCACACCCUUGCACUUGCAUCUGGCGCGCUUUAUAGUUGUGGCGAUGCCAGAACUGGUGCCUGCGGCGAUACGGGAACGGACACAGCCGAUUGCAAAUUUCAUCUGGUACGCCUACCAGAACAAACUCGUCCCGUCACUCUUUGUGCAGCCUCGUGGGAAGCAACAAUAAUCGUGCAAAAAGACGAGCAAGGUAUUUCCAAUAAGCUCUACACAUUUGGUACUGGUAAUAAAGGAGAACUUGGUCAAGGAGAGCUAAUAUUUCGAUCCAAGAUACACUUGAUAAAAAACUUCCCACCACAAGGACUUGAAGUAAAACAUGUUGCAGGAUCAGUCUGCCACUUUAUUGCUGUACUCAGUAAUGGUGAUGUCUAUGGGUGGGGGAAUGGUCGGAAAGGUCAGUUAGGCCGUCCGGAAAAAGUUGUCUACGAACCACGAAAGAUAACUGGCCUCAACUUCAACAUUGUACAUGCAGUUUGUGGGCGAGAUUUCACCUGCCUUCUUGGUGAUCAAAAAAAUGGCCGAUACAUCAUCCUUGGAUCUGAUAGAUGGGGAUUAGCUACGCUGGGCCCGCCAGACUUAAGAGGGUGGAAAGAUGUUGGAGCAGGCUGGGGAAGUAUUCAUGUCUUGAAUCUAGACGGUAGUCUUGUUUCAUGGGGAAGAGACAGCAAUCGUCAAUUAUCAAGUCUUAGUCUACCGCCGCUCGAACAAAUAGCUGUUGGCAGUGAACAUUCUCUGGGGCUCACUGUAGAUGGAAAUGUCCUAGCGUGGGGCUGGGGAGAGCAUGGAAAUUGUGGUCCAGUUACAUCAGAAAAUGCAGUCGAAAGAGGGUGGAAUGUUAUUGCAGCCUCCCGGAAUUUGAAUCCAGGCAGCAGAAUCGCCAGUAUUGGCGCUGGAUGCGCAACAAGUUGGAUUUGUAUUGAAGUUACUUGA
This is a messenger RNA of Blumeria graminis f. sp. triticale, 1071 nucleotides long. The record is from the annotation of a GenBank genome assembly. NCBI's taxonomy places the organism in Eukaryota, Fungi, Ascomycota, Leotiomycetes, Helotiales, Erysiphaceae.